Messenger RNA from Pelobates fuscus (common spadefoot toad), 3249 nucleotides. Its product is annotated as serine/threonine-protein kinase N2-like. Gene Ontology annotation, molecular function: protein serine/threonine kinase activity; ATP binding. Gene Ontology annotation, biological process: signal transduction; protein phosphorylation. Lineage: Eukaryota; Metazoa; Chordata; Amphibia; Anura; Pelobatidae. The transcript has 18 exons. The record is from RefSeq and is a predicted model, not a curated record. Bases 1 to 3249 code for a protein of 1082 amino acids. Gene Ontology annotation, cellular component: cytoplasm; nucleus.
AUGUGGUCAGGUUCUGUUCCUGCUUUUGAAGAAUUUGUGAAGGCUCUCAAUGACAACAACAUCAAUCUGAAACUAACUCAUGUUAUUGAUGAGCAUGAAUUAGUUUUUUUAGAUCUUAAGAUUUUGCUACAACAAGACGGGACUAUCCAAACAGAACUAUUUAGGAAAGCCACCUCGACUAAUAGUCUGUUACAUUGGGAUAGUCACCAUCCAUAUAAAUUAAAAGCUUCCAUUCCUUAUGGACAGUAUCUACGAGCAUGGCGCAACUGCUCGGUUGACCAAACCUUUUACGAUGAAUGCAAAAUAUUAAGAUCGCGCUUUAAGGAACUUGGUUACCCGAACCGAGUUUUAAAAAGGGCAUUCCAGCGGGUCAGCGGAACACAAGUAAUCGAUGUUAUCGAGCAAGGAGCAGGGGCACACCCAGAUGGUCCCCAGAUUCCAGUUGCUUCUGAUAGUGAUUCAUUCUCCUCACCAGAUGAGGACAAGUUAGCCACUUUUGAGAAACAACUCGAAGAUGAGUACAAAGUUAAGAGCGAAGCAGAAAAGCUGAUAAAGGCGUAUUCUACCGACCGCUCCAAAGAUCAGAAACAUCUCAGUGAUGCUCAGAAAAUACUCCAUGACAGCAAAAGAAAAAUAGAAAUUUUGCGCAUGUUGAUUCUCCAACAUAAAGAAACACCUACAAUAAGUCCAUUGGAGAAACGCAUUGAGGAGUUGAGCCACCGAUUUGCGAUCGAGCGUGCCGUGGCUGAAGGAGCCAAACAUGCCAUCCAGAAAUUGGAUGGAAAGCCGCUUGUUGAGGCACAAUCAAUACUACAGGCGUCAAAUGAAAAGCUGGACCUCCUUAAAUAUUCCUUGCAGGAACGAGUGAAAGAACUUCCUGAUGGCCACCAUAGGAAGAGUAUAACCACCGAGGAACUGUCCCUUGGUUCAGUCAAAUCCAAGUCCAUAGCACUAACCGAAUACAGGAGAUUAGACUCCUUUGAUGAAAGCAAACCUCUAGAGCUUUGUGUAAAGCUAAUAGAUGAACCUUUAUAUUGUGAAGUCCGUACUCAGCUGAAGAUCGAUCAUAUUCCAGUGGGUUCAACAAGUUGGAAAACUGUUUCUAACCCAUCCUGGAAUAAGACAUUUAAACUGGAUUUAGAUAAGUCUCGGGAGCUAGAAAUAUCCUUAUAUUGGCAUGAUCAGAGAUCACUGUGUGCCACAAAGACUCUGAAGUUGGAAGAAUUCCUGUUGAACCCCAAACAGGAACUGUGUCUACAACUGGAACCACAGGGCACCCUUUUCAUCAAGGUGACGUUUUCCAGUCCUUUCACCCAGAAAAGGCCAAAGCUUCAAACAAUUAAGAAAUUAAUCUCCUCAAAACAAGAGGAGACCACCGAACCAGCUCCACUGGAGGAUGCAGCUAUUGAUGCUCAUUCGCUGCCAGAAUCGGAUACUGAGAGCGUGGAUUCAUCGGCGCCGGCUGUGGAUACUGAAACGGAAAAGACCAUCCAGCCAGCUCCAGAAGAAGAUGUUGUUACUGACAAUCCUAUAUUGCCAGUAGCCACUGAGAGCAUGCGCCCAUUAACACCUGAUGCUGAUACCAUUACAGAAGAGACCUUCCAACCACCUCCAGUGGAAGCUACAACUAUUGACAAUGUACCAGUAGUGGACACUGAGAAUGUGGAUUCAACACUACCAGCUAUCAACACCAUUAGUGAAGAAACUAUCCAACCACCUCCAGUGGAAGCUAGAAUUUUUGACAAUGCUCCACUGCCAGUAGCAGUAGAGGACUCUGUGAGCAUGGAACCAUUACCACCAGCUAUUGUAAGCUUGCUAGAAAUGACAAUCCAACCAGCUCUAGAAGUUGAUUUAGUUACUGACCCUACUCCAUUGCCAGUAAAGGACACGGACAGCGUGGAGCCAUCGGUGCCAGCUGUUGAUGAAAUUACAGAAAAGACAAUUCAACCAGCUCCAGAGGAGGAUGCAGCUAUUAAUCCUCAAUCACUACCAGUAGAGGACUCUGAGAGCAUGAAGCCAUUGCUGCCAGCUGACGAUGAAGAUACAGAAAAGACAAUCCAACCACCUCCAGAGGAGGAUGCAGCUAUUAAUCCUCAAUCACUACCAGUAGAGGACUCUGAGAGCAUGAAGCCAUUGCUGCCAGCUGACGAUGAAGAUACAGAAAAGAUAAUCCAACCAGCUCCAGAGCAGGCUGUAGUAAUUGACACGCCUCAAGUGUCAGCAGUGGACAAUAAGAAAGUGGAAUCAUCACCACCUGGUGCUGCUACUGAUAUGGAAAAAGCAUCCAAACAUCAACAGAGAAAGAUGCAGUUAUUGAUAUUGAUAACAUUGCAGAAGAAACCACUGGACCACCAAAGGGUUUAUAUUCAGCAAGGAGCUCGGCUGAGCAUUCAGGAUUUUGAUUGUCUCUGUGUGCUGGGAAGAGGAGCAUUUGGAAAGGUGGGUUAUGGUGUGAAUUCCACUUUCAAUAUAAAAGGUGUCAAGAUAAAUGCUAGGCUUAUAUGUGAAAAGGAAAUCCUACAGACUGUGAGCGAAGUACAGCAUCCUUUCCUUGUUAACAUGUUGGUAAGUUUCCAGACUCAGGGUCAUUUUUGUUUUUUAAUGGAGUAUGCCGCUGGUGGGGACUUAAUGACCGAUAUUAGGAACAACAACUUUCAGCCAUUUUCCACAACCAGAGCUGUGUUUUAUGCGGCGUGUUGUGUGCUCGGCCUGGAUUUCUUGCAUCAAAACGAUAUUGUUCACAGAGAUCUCAAAUUGGAAAACAUUGUAAUUGACAUAGAUGGAUUUGCCAAAAUUACAGACUUUGGUCUUAGUAAACAAGGGAUGGGAUAUGGAGAACAAGACAGAACAUAUUGUGGCACCCUGCAUUACAUGGCACCGGAAAUGGUUUGCGGUAAACCAUACACAACAUCUAUUGACUGGUGGAGUCUCGGUGCAGUUAUUUAUAUAAUGCUGUGUGGAAUGCUUUUGCAUAAAGAUCCCAAAGUCCGUCUAGGAGCCAGCGAGAAUGAUGCCUGGGAUCUGAAGAGCCACCCUUUUUUUAAACAAAUAGACUGGUUCGCAUUAUUGUUUAAGAGUGUCAGGCCGCCAUGCGUACCAUCCAUCGAGGGACCAGACGACGUCCGCUACUUUAAUAGAAUGUACACAUCAUGCGCCCCCAUUCUGACACCGCCAGGCGAGUCUGAGUCACUAUCUGAUGUAGAGCUGGAGCUAUUCAAAGAUUUUGACUGGGUUUCCGAUAGGAUUUAA